AUGGACAGUAGCACCUGGAGCCCCGGGACCGCCGCCACCGCCGCGCCCCUUGCGCCCUCCGAUCGCAUCCGCAAUGCCGCCGACAUCUCCGUCAUCGUCGUCUACUUCGUGGUUGUGAUGGUUGUAGGGCUGUGGGCUAUGUUCUCCACGAACCGCGGGACUGUCGGUGGCUUCUUCCUGGCAGGACGGAGCAUGGUGUGGUGGCCGAUUGGAGCCUCUCUCUUUGCCAGUAACAUUGGAAGCGGCCACUUUGUGGGGCUGGCGGGGACAGGAGCAGCUGCGGGCAUCGCCACUGGGGGCUUUGAGUGGAACGCCCUGGUUCUGGUGGUCGUCCUGGGCUGGGUGUUUGUCCCCAUUUACAUUAAGGCUGGGGUGGUGACAAUGCCAGAAUACCUGAGGAAGCGCUUUGGAGGCAAGCGGAUCCAGAUCUACCUCUCCAUUCUGUCCCUGUUGCUCUACAUUUUCACCAAGAUCUCAGCAGACAUCUUCUCUGGGGCCAUAUUCAUCAACAUGGCCGUGGGCCUGGAUCUGUACCUGGCCAUCUUUCUCUUACUGGCAAUCACUGGUCUUUACACCAUCACAGGGGGCCUGGCAGCUGUGAUUUACACAGACACCCUGCAGACGGUGAUCAUGUUGGUGGGAUCUUUCAUCCUGAUGGGAUUUGCUUUUCAGGAAGUGGGAGGGUAUGAAGCCUUUGUGACGAAGUACAUGAAGGCCAUUCCAACCAUGGUUUCCGAUGGAAACAUCACCGUCAAGGAAGAAUGCUACACCCCGAGGGCUGAUUCCUUCCACAUCUUCCGCGAUCCCCUCAAGGGGGACUUGCCAUGGCCUGGGCUCAUCUUUGGGCUGUCCAUCCUCGCCCUGUGGUACUGGUGCACAGAUCAGGUCAUCGUGCAGCGCUGCCUCUCAGCCAAAAACAUGUCUCACGUGAAGGCCGGCUGUACCCUGUGUGGGUACCUGAAGCUACUGCCUAUGUUCCUUAUGGUGAUGCCAGGCAUGAUCAGCCGCAUCCUGUACACAGAAAAAGUUGCCUGUGUUCUCCCCUCGGAGUGUAAGAAAUACUGCGGCACCGAGGUCGGCUGUACCAACAUCGCCUACCCAACGUUGGUGGUGGAGCUCAUGCCCAAUGGGCUGCGGGGCCUGAUGCUGUCAGUCAUGAUGGCCUCUCUCAUGAGCUCCCUGACCUCCAUCUUCAACAGCGCCAGCACCCUCUUCACCAUGGACAUCUACACCAAGGUCCGGAAGAGGGCAUCUGAGAAAGAGCUCAUGAUUGCGGGGAGGGUGUUCAUCCUGGCGCUGAUUGGUGUCAGCAUCGCCUGGGUACCCAUUGUGCAGACGGCGCAAAGUGGGCAGCUCUUCGAUUACAUCCAGUCCAUCACCAGUUACCUGGGACCGCCCAUUGCAGCGGUCUUUCUGCUUGCUAUUUUCUGCAAGAGAGUCAAUGAGCAGGGAGCCUUUUGGGCACUGAUCAUAGGAUUUCUGAUCGGGAUUUCCCGUAUGCUGACUGAAUUUUCCUAUGGAACUGGGACCUGCAUGAAGCCCAGCGACUGUCCCACAAUCAUCUGUGGUGUGCACUACCUGUACUUUGCCAUCAUCCUCUUUGUCAUUUCUAUCAUCAUCACCUUGGUCGUCUCCCUCCUCACCAAGCCCAUUCCCGAUGUACAUCUCUACCGCCUAUGUUGGAGCCUGCGCAACAGCAAAGAGGAGCGCAUUGACCUGGAUGCAGGAGAGGAGGACAUCCCAGAAGCCCCAGAGGAGACUUUUGAAAUAGAAGUUCCUGAGGGGAAAAAGGGAUGUUGCAGGCGGGCCUACGACCUGUUUUGUGGCCUGGACCAGCAGAAGGGCCCCAAGAUGACAAAGGAAGAGGAGGAAGCCAUGAAGCUGAAGAUGACAGACACCUCUGAGAGGCCUCUGUGGCGGACGGUGGCGAACAUCAACGGCAUGAUCCUGCUGGCCGUGGCUGUCUUCUGCCACGCGUAUUUUGCCUGAGACUUGCCUUCUGCUGCAGGCUGUGCUCGCAAAGGCUGGACUACUUGCUCUGUCUCCCUUUAGACCCACACUGUGGUGUUGAAGGGAAACCGGCCCAUUGUAAAUUUUGCCCAAUUGAUAAGCAUAUACAUGUGUAAUUACAGGAUAGCAGGAGGAAAUCAUUAAUUUUAUUAACUUAUAUAUUUGAGGCCAGUGAUAUAGUCAGCUGUACACAUCAGACCCUCAGAAGGACAGUCCACCUCAGUCAUGUCCAGGAAAAAAGCAGAUUAAGAAACAGAAGCCCUGCGAUGUCUGACGCAAGUUUGUUUCAGGUAGAUUCAGCAUGUCAGCAUUGUUUGUGAUCCUUGAAUGUUAUUUUAAGGGUUGAGGUCUCCCUGGUUCCUGCCACUUUCCCUGUAUGACCUCCCCUUCAUCUUUUUUUUAAAAGAAAAAAAUUUCCUCUCAUCAUAUUCCUGGGAAGCUUUUCCUGGCACAAGAAAAAUCAAUCUGAAAAACCGAUGAACGCACUGACGUUGAAGAUGGGAGCUGGCUGGGGUCUCUGUCCUGAGUGUUUGGUCUUUGAAGGACAGGCCUGGUGAAUGGCAGCACUUUACUCCAAAGGAGGGUCUCAGGCGCCAGCCUCAAGCCAGUGGGGCAAACAGAUAAUCUUGAGUUAAGGGGAUUUGCUGAUCUUAAAAACGUCCAUUGUGAAUUCCUCAUGUUUGAGACUUCACUCAUUUUUGGGAUUUGCUCUGCUUGGAAUGUCUUAGCUGCUCAGCAGUGUUUGGGGACCAAAUGAUUAUGGGCAUUUAUUAUAAACACUUGCUUUGUUUUUAUGCAAGUCGGCCCUUGGUUAACCUUUUCUUGUGGCUGCACAAAGUAUGGGCUCUGGCGACUGUCAUAAAUUGGAAUGCGCUUUCCAGAGGCCACUCCUCCUCAUGGUGUGGAUGUUGCCAGACAAGCUUCAAAGCUGACUCUCUGUCACAGGAUAGAGCAAACGUGCCUCUUGGGGACAGCUGUCAUCUCAAAGCAGCCACACUGUCCUGAACCGCUGACACAGUAAGCCCGAGAUUCUCCUCCCCGAGUUCACAUGACCACAGCUCUUCUUUAAUUCUUAGGUGUCUAGAUUGGUGACCAUCCACUGACCAAGCCUAGGGUAGGUGGUCUCUGUUUUGAAUGGUAGCUCCCAACACUUCUAGCUGACAGGAGAGUGUUUCUUGAAGACCCUGUUCCUAGUGAGAAAUUUUUAAAAAUCAAAAUUAAGUUGAAUUAAUUAUUCAGUUCUUUUAGUUCCGCCUGUGAAAUCUCAAUCAUGUUGUAAUAGAAUCCCACUGAAGUUAAGAAAAAGUCACAAUGCUAGUAUUGACUGAUUUCAGGCUAUCUUAGAAAAGAGCUGGGUUCUGAGGGACUGUGUAGCUGAGAGCAGUUCCUGGGUGUAAAAAAAUAGUUCAACAGGCAAAGGAAUGGUUUGUUCUUGUGGAAGGAAGGAAACUGUCUGUCACGCCUUCAGAUGGCCUGUAAGCUCAGUGGGGAAGGAGGGAAAGUGGAGACUGUCACAUGGCCAGCACCGCUCUGUGUGCUUGGUUUCGUGUGGAUAUUGUGGUAUGGUUGAGUUUUGAGAAGAUACAGGGAGAGGACUGAGAGCUGGUGGAGGGAGUGACACAGAGUAUCUGGAUCGUCCGGGGUUCUGUUUCUGGCAUUGCCAAUGACUUACUGUGUAUGUUGUAGUAAAUUAUUUUGUCUCAACUAUUUUUCUCUUUGAAAAAUGGGGACCUUGGUGCUUAUAGCAUCUAUCUACCUCCUCUGGGUGUGACCAGGUCACUUUGAAAAGGGGAUCAGAGAUACAUACAUGGAAGACACCGUACAGAUACUGUAUUAAGCUGCAUUGAAUCCCAUGAAUUAAAAUGUGUUACUUUGAUAAAAAUAAAAACAUUGAAAAAUUGUAA
Molecule: messenger RNA, 3914 nt
Organism: Manis javanica (Malayan pangolin)
Lineage: Eukaryota; Metazoa; Chordata; Mammalia; Pholidota; Manidae
Gene: SLC5A1
Product: solute carrier family 5 member 1
Biological process (GO): transmembrane transport; sodium ion transport
Cellular component (GO): plasma membrane
Molecular function (GO): D-glucose:sodium symporter activity
Source: RefSeq, a predicted model, not a curated record